AUGUCCUGUAUCAACAAAUUCAACAACGAAGCAGUGGCCCUUGUCAUGAACAACCGUCAUCCAAGAGCGAUUCAAAAGUUCCAUGAGGCUCUCGUUCAAAUGAGAGGGGUCAUGAGGGCUUUCCCUAAAGAUCUCUCUGCCCCUAGCUACGUAGCGUCACGUCCUAAAACCGCACCACGCCAUCAUGUCGUGAUAUUGCCCUCUCAAGCCGAUCAUCAAAGCAAAAGAGAAGACAUGUUCCUGUAUCUCAAUCCCAUACUCUUGGAUGAACCAACUAACCUGCAUCCAUCAACUUUGGCACUCUACUGCGCUGUUACUCUUUUCAACGUUGCCAUUCUCUACCACAUCGAAGGUGUGGCGAAGGGAAGGAUGCGCUUCUUGGACAAAGCACAGCAGAUGUACCAAGCAAGCCUUCACUUCUUGAACGGCCAAGGUCUCUGGAACGACACUGUUUUUCUGCUGAGCCUCGCUGCUCACAACAACCUGGCUCAUAUUGAGUUGGAGAAAGGAACAGUAGAAGCCUCAAACGGCCACCUUGGUCAUGCAUUCGAACUACUCCAAAGCAUCAAGGAGAGAGCACUUGACAUCUUAUCAGAUAGUGAGCUUCAUGGCUUCUUGCUGAAUUCCUCGCUUCAAGGGAGGAUUUCUUCGGCUGCUGCAGCCUAG
Messenger RNA from Cylindrotheca closterium, 666 nucleotides. The record is from the annotation of a GenBank genome assembly. NCBI's taxonomy places the organism in Eukaryota, Bacillariophyta, Bacillariophyceae, Bacillariales, Bacillariaceae.